Aspergillus niger is the source of this 1071-nucleotide messenger RNA. RefSeq lists its product as uncharacterized. The transcript has 2 exons. The coding region runs from base 1 to 1071 and encodes 356 amino acids. The record is from RefSeq and is a predicted model, not a curated record. Gene Ontology annotation, biological process: DNA repair. NCBI's taxonomy places the organism in Eukaryota, Fungi, Ascomycota, Eurotiomycetes, Eurotiales, Aspergillaceae.
AUGUCCAAACGCAUCAGCACCUUCUUCCAACCUCUUCCGUCUAAGAAACUCAAACCGGAUGCAACUACGACAGCACAAUCAUCAUCAUCAUCAACAACAACAGUCCCACCAAAACCGUCCACCUACACCCAUCACCCAAGUUAUCCCAUCCCAAUCCGCGACCCGCCCAGCACCAUCGCCACGCCUCUCCUCUCCAAUCCAGCACCUCGACCUCCCAAAGCCUUAACCAACCACCCGCACCUGGAUCUACUCUACUUUCAACCCUUUCUCCCCUCCCCACUGGCCCGAGACCUAUUCCAGUUCCUGCGAAACGAACUCCCCUUCUACCGCGUUCGAUAUACCAUCCGGCGCGGUGGAACAGAAACAUCCAUCAACACGCCAAGAUACACGACUGUUUUUGGGGUUGACGAUACAUCGACAUUUGUUAUUGAAAACUCCGAAUCUACUAGUUCCAAUUCUGAGACCAGUGUCCAAGACGACACUACAAAUAAUCUACUAGAUCCUCCUCCAGCCAACUCACCAAUAUUGGUCGACAGUAAAACACGCACUCCUCUCACCGAAUCCAAAUCCAAAUCCAAAUACCGAUGCAGGCCUCGACCCAUCCCGCCGUGUCUGGACAUUCUGCGCCAAGCAGUGGAGAAGGCCACGGACGAUGGGACCAGAUAUAAUUUCGUCCUGGUGAAUUACUACGCCACAGGGGACGAUAGUAUAUCGUACCAUUCGGAUGAUGAGCGGUUCUUGGGCCAGAAUCCCACCAUUGCGUCCUUAUCGCUUGGCGCGGGGAGAGAUUUCCUGUUGAAGCAUAAACCAGCUGCGAAACCGCUCAAGUUUCCCCUCAAGUCCGGCGAUAUGCUAAUAAUGAGGGGCGAGACUCAGUCAAAUUGGUUGCACAGUGUGCCUAAGCGCAAGGGGUUGCAGGGAAGUGCUGGUGCUUUGGGCCGGAUCAAUAUCACGUUUCGGAGAGCGGUGGUGCCUGGUGGUACGGAGAAUUACUAUCGAUAUAAUGUGGGCGAUGGAGAGGUGUAUCGGUGGAGAGAUGAGGAGGGGAAAAUGGUUGCUACUACUGAAUAG